Molecule: messenger RNA, 1862 nt
Organism: Priapulus caudatus
Lineage: Eukaryota; Metazoa; Priapulida; Priapulimorpha; Priapulimorphida; Priapulidae
Product: protein farnesyltransferase/geranylgeranyltransferase type-1 subunit alpha-like
Exons: 8
Coding region: 1-891 (296 amino acids)
Biological process (GO): protein farnesylation; protein geranylgeranylation
Cellular component (GO): CAAX-protein geranylgeranyltransferase complex; cytoplasm; protein farnesyltransferase complex
Molecular function (GO): CAAX-protein geranylgeranyltransferase activity; protein farnesyltransferase activity
Source: RefSeq, a predicted model, not a curated record
AUGCAAAUUAAGGAUGUUUAUGACUACCUACGAGCAUUACUUAGGAAAGAUGAAAGAUCCGAGCGGGCUCUGGAAAUAACUGAAGAUGCCAUAGAUUUAAAUCCUGCAAACUAUACAGUGUGGCAUUAUAGACGACAAAUACUAAAGGAACUAAAGAUGGAUUUAUAUGAUGAAUUAAAAUACUGUGGUGAAAUAAUACAGGAGCAUCCAAAAAACUACCAAGUGUGGCACCACAGAAGAGUUUUGAUUGAGUGGACGCAGGAUCCUAAAGAGGAGUUGAAACUGACUGAGAAUGUGUUGAGUGUGGACGCUAAAAACUACCAUGCCUGGCAGCACAGGCAGUGGGUGGUACGGACAUUCAGCAUCUGGGAAAACGAACUCUCCUUCAUUGACCAACUUCUGCAGGAGGAUGUGCGCAAUAAUUCGGCCUGGAACCAACGAUACUUUGUUAUCUACCACACAACUGGUUUCAAUGACGCUGUCCUGGAGAAAGAAGUCAAGUAUGCACAGGACAUGAUACGGAAAGCACCGAACAAUGAAUCGUCUUGGAACUACUUGAGAGGGGCUUUGCUGGAGAAAGAUCUCAGCACGCACCCCGGCCUGAUGGAAUUCUGCGAGGAGCUGUACGGGAAGAGCGUCCGCUCGCCAUAUCUGCUUGGCUUCAUGAGAGAGAUCUACGAGGACAGGCUGGAGCAGGGCUGCGAAAACGUGGAAGACGUGCUCUACAAGUCGUUAGUGUUAGUCGAAGCCCUUGCGAUGGAGUUUGAUACCAUCAGAGUCGAGUAUUGGAACUACAUUGGAAGGCGGAUGCGAGAGAGGUAUGCGCCCAAGAAUGACGAGUCGGAAGAGGCAGGAGCAGCCUCUGCAGCCAUGGAAGUCCCAGCCAAGUGACGAAUGCGGCGAUCGUAAAUGAUCGGUCUUGUCAAGUGCUCAGCAAUCGGCUGUUAAUCGUGUCGAUGUUGGAAAUAGUGGACUGUGCUUAGCUGAAUGUGUGAACAGUCGCGAUGCAGUACAGUGAUGGCGGGCGAUGUCUAACGUCAGACUCGUCUGCUAGCAAUGAUCCCUUAUGCGGCAUAGUUCCUUUACAGGCUCAGUUGCAUUGGCUCAUAAUUGACCUAUAUGCUGGAGUGUGAUGAUCACGCCUGCAUUUGAUAUUAUUGCUAGGUCAGCCAAGUUGUACCCUUACCCAGUUUGUACAGUAACGUGCAUGUGUACACGCGAAAAUGUGGGGUCGCCACUGAGACUUGUUUUGUUGAACAUCCUGUUACAACACUGAUUGGGUAAAAUUGUCUGUCAAUCACAACAGGAAGGUAGCUCAAUUCACGCACAGGACAAGUCAAUUUUUUAUUCUUAAACCCUUUGCUGUCAUCUUGCUAGAGGUAGAGAUUGUCAUUUUUCUUGUUGAGCUAUUUAAUGGCUUUAAAUAAGUUUUAAAUGGUCAAUGGUGUGGAUAAAAUAGAAUGGUCUACAAGAUUAGUUUUUGCUCAUAUUACAUGUGCUUAGCAAAUACUGUCUGUUGUUUUUUGCACGAAAAGCCUUUAGAAUAGCAGUUUAAAUAUUUGACAUUCGCUAGUACCUGUACACAGUUCCUUGACAAUUAUAUGUGGUAGAGAUAUGAAAUGGUUCCGAUUUAUUUAACGAACAAAAUGGUACCUCCCGUCUGAGAUUUACUUGCUAUUCUUCAUGAACAGUUAUUUGGGUAGAAACGAUUUCACAGUUAUUUCCAUUAUCGCGACGCUUUCACUGAUUUAUGCACUUGCUAUCAUGAUAUGCCCUAAAAUUCUAGGGUGUAGUAUCCAUUUAAAUGAGAUAAGAAAAUCAUAAUAUGUGUCAAUAAAAUUUAGCUAAAUCAACUAAACUAA